AUGUUUAUAAUCAUUCCUGUUACGAGCUGUACUUGUGAGCGUACGUUUUCGAAAUUAACUAUUGUCAAGAACAAGUUAAGGAAUACUAUCGGCCAAGAAAGAUUAAAUGCUUUACUUUUUUUAUUUGUUGAACAAGAACUAACUAAUAGUGUUGAUGUAAAUAGUGUGAUUGAUGAAUUUAAACACUCAUUCCCAAUUAAACGUCGGCUUGUAUUAUAA
Macrosiphum euphorbiae (potato aphid) is the source of this 219-nucleotide messenger RNA. NCBI's taxonomy places the organism in Eukaryota, Metazoa, Arthropoda, Insecta, Hemiptera, Aphididae. The record is from the annotation of a GenBank genome assembly.